Messenger RNA from Rangifer tarandus platyrhynchus (Svalbard reindeer), 1380 nucleotides. Lineage: Eukaryota; Metazoa; Chordata; Mammalia; Artiodactyla; Cervidae. The record is from the annotation of a GenBank genome assembly.
AUGACCGCCGAGGAGACGAAGGCGGCCGAGAGCGGAGCGCAGUCGGCGCCGCUGCCCCUCGAAGGGGUGGACAUCAGCCCCAAGCAGGAUGAGGGGGUGCUUAAGGUCAUCAAGCGAGAGGGCACGGGCACGGAGACGCCCAUGAUUGGGGACCGAGUCUUCGUCCACUACACAGGCUGGCUGCUCGAUGGCACCAAGUUCGACUCCAGCCUGGACCGCAAGGACAGGUUCUCCUUCGACCUGGGGAAAGGGGAGGUCAUCAAGGCUUGGGAUGUUGCUGUAGCAACCAUGAAGGUGGGUGAAGUGUGCCACAUCACCUGCAAGCCGGAGUACGCCUAUGGCUCAGCGGGCAGCCCCCCGAAGAUCCCUCCCAAUGCCACGCUUGUGUUUGAGGUGGAGUUGUUCGAGUUCAAGGGUGAGGACCUGACAGAAGAGGAAGACGGCGGGAUCAUCAGGAGAAUACGGACGCGAGGGGAGGGCUAUGCCAAGCCUAACGAUGGCGCCAUCGUGGAGGUUGCACUGGAAGGGUACUUCAAGGACCAGAUGUUUGACCGGCGGGAGCUCCGCUUUGAGGUCGGCGAGGGGGAGAGCAUGGAUCUGCCCUGUGGGCUAGAGAAAGCCAUCCAGCGCAUGGAAAAAGGAGAACAUUCCAUUGUGUAUCUCAAGCCCAGCUAUGCUUUUGGCAGCGCUGGGAAGGAGAAGUUCCAGAUCCCACCAAAUGCUGAGCUGAAGUAUGAAAUACAUCUCAAGAGUUUUGAGAAGGCCAAGGAGUCCUGGGAGAUGAGUUCAGAGGAGAAGCUGGAGCAGAGCACCAUAGUGAAGGAGCGAGGCACUGUGUACUUCAAGGAAGGCAAGUACAAGCAAGCUGUGCUGCAGUACAAGAAGAUUGUGUCCUGGCUGGAAUAUGAGUCUAGCUUCUCUGAUGAGGACGCACAGAAGGCGCAGGCCCUUCGGCUGGCCUCCCACCUCAACCUGGCCAUGUGUCAUCUGAAGCUACAAGCUUUCUCCGCUGCCAUUGAGAACUGUAACAAGGCCUUGGAACUAGACAGCAACAACGAGAAAGGCCUCUUCCGCCGGGGAGAGGCCCACCUGGCAGUGAAUGACUUUGAUUUGGCACGGGCUGACUUCCAGAAGGUUCUGCAGCUCUACCCCAGCAACAAGGCGGCCAAGGCCCAGCUGGUCGUGUGCCAGCAGCGCAUCCGCAAGCAGCUUGAGAAGGAGAAGAAGCUCUACGCCAACAUGUUUGAGAGGCUGGCCGAGGAGGAGAGCAAGGCCAAGGCUGCAGUGGCUGCAGGAGACCAGCCAGCUGACACAGAGAUGAGGGAUGAGCCGAAGACCGAGGUGGCUGGGGGCCAGCCUCAGGUGGAGGCGGAAGCAUAG